Microdochium trichocladiopsis is the source of this 2628-nucleotide messenger RNA. RefSeq lists its product as uncharacterized. Gene Ontology annotation, molecular function: MAP kinase scaffold activity. Bases 1 to 2628 code for a protein of 875 amino acids. The transcript has 2 exons. Gene Ontology annotation, cellular component: cell cortex of growing cell tip; actomyosin contractile ring. The record is from RefSeq and is a predicted model, not a curated record. Lineage: Eukaryota; Fungi; Ascomycota; Sordariomycetes; Xylariales; Microdochiaceae.
AUGAUGAACCCGCGCAAUCCUCCACUCUCCCCCAUCUCCGUUGGCGGCAGCGAGUUCUCCCCUUCAGUCUAUGGCGACGCUGGUCGAAGCAUCAAAUCACCACCAGGCUCAGUGGUCGGCUCCAACAUGAACGGCUUUCCCUCCGGCGCCCGGAGCACCGGCGGCCCCAGCCCGCCCGCCAGCAUUGCCAGGACCAGUUAUGCCAGGAGCGAGAGCGGCCGCAGCGUGCGCGGCGAGGACACCGAAGCCGUCCUCAGCGAGCACUAUGUCGCCCUCAAGCGGUACCUCACAGCAACCUCGAAAGACGGCAGGGCGCAGCCCCCCCCGAACAAGGCUCGCGACAAGCUCCUGCGUCUGUCAUCCGUCCAGUUCCUCGAGCUCUCCACAGACGUCUUCGACGAGUUGAUGCGCCGUCAAGCCUACGGCCGGCGACCCCCGAAUGCUCCGCCCAACCAGGGCCCUCCACAAUAUCUCCUGCCCGAGGAGAACUUCCACCCGAAGAGGAAUCAAGCGCGGCAGAAGUUGUCGACUCUCGGCCCGCCCCGGUUCCGCGACUUGGCCACAGAUGUGUUCUGCGAGCUCGAGAGGAGGAUACCGCGAUUUGCCGGGCCUGACGUGCCCAGGAUGGGCAGCGGCCCGCCGAGCAGGUCAGGCACGCCAGCGAAUGGGAUGCCUCCUCGUGCUAUGCGCAGGCCGUCUGACGCCAGCUCCAUACGGUCCGGGGUGGCACCUAGGAUAAACGGAGACUACCCGCCGCCGCCGUCACCGGGUAUGCCGCCGGGUGGAUACGACCGCCCGAUGCCAAAACAGUUCCAGAGCAAUACCAUUGUCCCGAAUAAGAGCACAAUGGUCGAGGAAGACGAUGAUGGGUCCGAGGAGAAUGAUUCUUUCAAUGCCAAGCGCGAGAGCAAGAGGAGUCAGGCAAGCAAUGCAAUGUCCGAGUCCGACAAGCGAGUGAUAGACGACUACCAGAACCAAGUGCGAGAACUACGGGAGCAGCUCGAAAGCAUGAGUGAGCAGCUCAAGCGCAAAGACGAUGAGAUGAACGACAUGCUGGACGGGGAACGGUCAAGAUCUAUGCGACAAAAAGAAUGGGAUGACGCGCGCAGAGAGCUGGAGGCCAAGCUGGAAGACUCGGAGAGGCUCAACGAGACGAUGCGGAACGAAAUGGAUCUAAUGAGGAACAGCCGCGCACGAGAGAUGCAGGAUCUGGAGGACAAGCUCGCCAAGACCAGCAUAUCUGCUGCACCACAGAGCGGAGACCUUGCACGAGAGAAUAACGAGCUUCGUGCGGCCCUUGAAGAGCAGCAGCGAGUUACCGAGGAAGCACGACGGGAGGCCCGCCAGUUUCUCCAAGAGAUGAAGGCUCUUGCACAACAACACACGCCAUCCUGGGAUCGCCAGACCGAGCUUGAGGGGAUGGUGGAGAACUUGGAAAAGGAGGUCAGGGACUGGCGAAGCCGUUAUGCCAGGACGAAGACCCAACUGCGAAACUUGCGGACAUCAUCUAUCGGCCUGACCAUCGAGCAGGAUGCGACCAAGUACCUGCAGGAACAAGGAUUUAUGCAAGAAGGCGGACUGGUCAAAGACGUUCACGUCACCAAAUUCCAGAUCUCCGUGGACGAACUGCUGCAAGGGGCGAGGAAUGGGGCCCCAGAAAAGGUCAUUGAUCACAUGAAAUCUGUCGUGGUUAACGUCCGACGGAUCAUCAAGGACAUUGAGACGUCACUACCUGCUGGGUCUGAGCUCGGCCAACCACAGAUGAAGCUCAAGAGCCGAGUCUCUGCUACAGCCAACAACCUCAUCACGGCAUCCAAAAACUUUGCUGCCGCGGCAGGCAUGUCGCCGGUUUCGCUCCUGGAUGCUGCUGCCUCUCACCUGGUGGCUGCAGUAGUCGAGCUUCUGAGGACGGUCAAGAUCAAGGCCACGCCAGCUGGCGAGCUCGAGGACGACGACGAUGGCACGGUAACACCGGUAGAUUCGACAGGCUUCUUCUCCAACCGAACGACUGCGAUGUCACAACCAGAUGGCACGGCAGCGAUAUCUGGCUUGGCGCCCGUCAGGCCGUUUCAAGGGACGCAGGGACAACGCAGUAGUGCUGUGUCAUCCGCAUACAGUGCCAUGAGCUCUCCCAGGCAAUCGUCAAAUGGCAACGGCACGAUGACCGGAACAAGCUCCUAUGGCGGACCAGUCAACGGGUAUCGGCCCGAGCAGAAUGGCAACGAUCUUGAGGAUCUGAGGCUCUUUAUCAGCGGGCAAUCCGACAGUCUGGUGCAGAGCAUCCAGACACUAGUCGACUAUGUCCGACGCGACUCACCGAUGGAGGAGAUUGACGCGCAGAUCAAUGCAGUCGGCGAUGUGGUCAACAACAUCCUCUAUGAGACCGAGUCGGUUGGGCGAAUAGACGACAUCCAAGACCGCCUUUCCGCAUGCCGGCAGCGACUGUUUGAGGCGGGCGACCAGGGCAAGGACCUGGCUUCGCGUGGCUUGAAGGCUGGCGAUCGCGAAUGGCGCAUGUGGACUCAGACACUGCCGCCGAUUGCCUUUGAGCUUGCUCGCGAGACAAAGGAGCUCAUGCAGAGGAUCGACCGACUUGCGGACGGCGCUGCUGCCGAGGACUUUUCCUAG